AUUAACGCUGGUGAUUGCUCACCUCUGAUAGCUGGGAGAGGUUGUAGUCGCUGAGCUUAUAGUCUCCGAGCUGACAGGGGUGUUUUUGGGGAAGAAAAUCGCUGUGUUGGAUACUGUGUCAUUUUGGGCAUUACACAGCGUACCGCCGAUGGAGCCAUCCCGUGACGAAGUGUUUCGUAAAGUCUUUCAGGAGUUCAUGAUAAACCAAUCAGUGUCGGUUCGGCGACCCCUCGUGACUUGACGGAUUGCUUUUUGCCACAUGCCGUGAUUUGCCGGUGCACUGUGUGCCGACACCGCGGCCGCGGUGUCCGACUACUAUAAGAGCGGCCUCGCUGACUAAACUCCCACCAGUUUCCGCAGUGAGCCGUUUUUCAAAGGAAAUCCCAUGAUUGAGUGCGCGCACAUCUGCGUCGACACAACCUGAACGAGUUUGGAUUUGGAAUAGGUAAACGCGUAGGACGACAUUGUGCACAUCUGCCAAGUGAUUUUGUUUCUUGUAGCUGAGCAUUUCCUGUGAUAGAGACGCCAUGUCGUUCUCCAACGUUACGAAUAACACAGAUUUUGAGGACGUGGACCAGAGUGUCAUUGACGCCAUCGGGAUUGUCACGGCAAUCCUUACCGUGGUUGGUUUUUUUGGAAACAGCGGCAUCAUCCUGAUCGUCUUGAGUAACCGCUCCAUGCGCAACCGGCCCAACGCACUUGUGGCCAGCCUGGCCGUAGGUGAUCUCCUGGUGGUCCUUGUUAGCGCACCGCUCCGGAUCUACCAGAUGGUUUACUACAUGUGGCCAUUUGGUUUGCUCGUAUGCAAAUUCUCCCACACCUUCAGCAUCAUUUCGCAGGCUGUGUCCAUCUUUUCCAUGGUGGCGCUGAGUCACGAUCGGUACCGAGCCAUCGUCACACCAAUGAACUACUCUCGCUUCCGCGGCUCUGGACACACCGUCGCCAUCAUCUCCGUCGUCUGGUUCCUGGGAUUCAUCUUUUCCAUUCCGGCCUUGAUCUUCUCAGAGGUCAUACGUAACGAGCAUUUCACUUAUUGUAUUGUCAUCCACGAUAUGUCCACGGAAGGCAAAGUCUACACUGUCAUGCGAGGCCUAGUGUUGUUUAUCAUGCCGCUGAUGAUCAUCAACGUCUACUACUGUAUGAUAUCCAGGAAGCUGAUAGCUAGUACCCGUGCCUUACCUGGAGAAGUCCAUGACAAGAGAUCACAGAUCAGCUCCAGGAAGCGCUUGGCCUAUCUAGUCUUGGCUAUCAUCGUCCUUUUUAUUGUCUGCUGGUUUCCCUUCUUUAUCUUUCAGAUAAUUUUCCACGUCGACAGCAGCAUCCUAUUUACGCCCAUUAUGACAUACCUUAGGUUGCUCGCUGAGGCGCUAACUUACGCGAACUCCUGCAUCAACCCCAUCCUGAUAACUGUGGUCAGCUCCACCUACCGCAAGUAUUUCUGCAGCUAUCUGCGUUGUCGGUGUUUUCGAAAAGCAAAGUUCAUCAGACCCCGAGCCUCGACAGUCUCCUCCAAGGCAUCUUCUGCUCGCACUCGAAUCACCGAAUUUGCCUGAUUAUCUGCUGGGUGUUUGUCCGCGCUAAUGAAACACAGCAACGAAGCGGAGGUACACAACAUACGAAUUAGAACAUAAAACAGUAUUCUCACUGUUACAUCAGGAACGAGACCACAGGCUUUCUGAGACUUAUUUAUGUACUUAUAAACCAACUAGUUCAUACUGAAUCAACUGUCAUCCUAAUACUGAGCGGUUGUCUGCCUGAACUGGCUUGAAAAUUAGUCUGAAGCAACUCAAUGAUUCUUGAAAACUUAUUCUUGAGUGUAUCCGAUUUUUUUAAAACUGUGAUUGUUAGCAUGAUAUGAUUAUGGACAAAUAUGUUAAUAGAUCCACCAUUUUUGAGUCUGCUCACGGUACAAGCAUGAUCUUGCUGUCAUCUGACGGAUAGCUAUUUUUACUGGUUUUACCACAUUAGAAAGUGCGUUUGUGGGCUUAUUAAUUUUGUUUUCCACAUUUGUUGUAAACUAUUUUUAGCAGAGAAGAUAGUUUUCGCAUUCCGUAUACGUUGGUUGGUCUACCGUAAAAUUGACGUGAAGUGUAGAUCGAGCUAAUGGAUCGACUCGAGAGUGCGUUAUGUCAGACGUGAAGUGAAUGGUGCGAGUGGUGCCUCCGAUGGAGCAUUUGAAUGGAUAUAGCCGUCUGUGAACCACAACUGUCCGGUCAAAGGAGUUCGUGACGUAAAAUGAGACAUGCUUCUUUUCUCUGUCUAGCUUGAAGUUCACCGACCCAAAUUCAAAAGAUUUUGGGACGUUGGCAAGGAUUAUUUUAAAUGAUGAGGGUAUGGGAAGACUAACAGGGCCUAAUAGUGUCUGAUUACCUCAGUAUUUUGUAAUGUUAUAUCCUCGGACUUGUGUGCAUCUGGCACCGAGUAGUGAGGUGCGGGUGAAGAGUACCGGUUUACAUAACCACAUUUCGCGAAGUGUAUACUUCAUAUCUUUAAAGGAAAAUUUUAUACGGUUCUCAAUGCAGAACAAGCCUGCAUUGGCAGAUUAAUUAAUUAUUUUCCAGAGAGAUAUAUUACACUGAAUGUGAUGUGAUUUUUUUUUCUGUCAGCGAACUUGUGGGAUUUUCCAGGUCCAUUGGACCCCUUAACGACUUAAUAACGAUGCUUACACCACUUAGACGCUUAUUUAGACUUAUACACAAUGAGUAAUUUUAAAAUGGGAUUGGUUGAGCACCUGCUAGCCAUGACAUUCCAUGUGUCCGUAAAACUACAUCGCCAGCACUUUCAGUUCUUAAUGUGAGAACUGAGUUACUAUCAGCCAUAAUUGUUAUCAGCCAUCCAAGCUGAAGAAUGAGGGAUGAGCGCUGUGUCGUGAAGUGGAUGGGCGUGGCGAUUGUGGUGAUUGUGGUGGGAUGGUAGUAACGAGAGAUAGAUCGAUCGAGACGAGGCCGAUGCCUUUUUCUGUAUGUGUCAAAUAGUUCUGCUUAUAAAACGGCCGUGUUUUCAAACAAACAGAGUUGUUAAUGGCAGAGUCCAAUAUCUUUGGGCUGCCAAGCGGAAAAAGUUGCAAAGCAAGGUCGCAAUAAGCCAUUGGCGAGUUAAAUUUGAAAUAAAUCUGGUGCACUGAGUUAUCUGACUGCACAUAAACAUAACAAUUUGAAUUCCCCAGACUAAAGACACUGUUGCUAUACCUCGUGAUUUGAGGCAAGCUUUCGCUUAGCGACCUUCAUCUCUGGAAUGGACUGGUUCCUGUGUGUCCUUCUUAACCAUUGAGAACAGUGGUUUCAUACUAACGGGACAUUUUUAGACAGAGCCGUUUCACUAACGAAAGGUGGACUUUUCUGCAAAAUGUGGUCGCCUGUACAGAGCGUAGACAACACGAAAACGGUCCUUUAUAAGUUUGCCGCUCAGCGCAAUAUAUGCUAUUUCCAUUGAAGUGUAGGUCAUGGACCAAAGUAGAUACAAAAGCGACUGCUUGCUGUAGAUACCAAAGUACAUUGGAACCCACUCAUGCUGCCGAACUGUCUCUGAACGUACACAAAUCUAAUUUAACAAUGCCCCCUACUUCACCAACUAGAGUGAGAGCCCUGUAAUCUAGAUUAAACGGCCGGAAAUCUAUCCUCAUUGAGGCGCCAAGAAUUUCGUCAAUCUGCUCAAAGCAUUUCUUCACAUGUGAAUAAUAACCACUUUCAUUGCUCAACUUGAAAGCGCCCAAAAGCCAAGUAAUUUGAAGAUGCCAUUAUGCCCUAUUUGUGCGUCUUUUUUCCCCUUCCUUAUAAUAUUGUCAGGGUAAGCGCUUUCUAUUUUCACACGAUUUUACUCUUAAGUAGUCGUGAAAGAUUUCAGAAAUCCAAAAUAUUUACCGUUCGUGCGAGACAAUCUUUUAUCACAAUGUUAAAGGCAAACCUCAUUCACCAAGAGUUGGCAAGCUUGGAUAUUCUCAGCAAUAUCAGCUCAAGGGAGGGCGUUUUGAACGGCGAUUGUCUAUUACGUCCAGAAGAGGCACGUAUAGGCGUGACGUUUUUUCCGUGUCAGUCAUCUUAACAUUGUCGAGUUGGUAUCUAUCGAGUAGGCUGACACAAUGUCAUGAAUGCAUAACACAGGGUCCACUCAUGAGUUUGAUUGAACGAUUCGCUCAGCGGAAAAAUACUAAAUUAAGAGGUGAUGAGUUUUAUGUAUAUAUUUAACAUUCAGUGCAUCCACUUUGGGAAAACAAACUUUUGUUGCGUGACGUGUAACCGAUUGAUUUGGAGGAGGUGUUGAUAAGUAACAGGUGCAAGAAAUUGAAAUCACGGAAAUAAACAAUGACUUGUGAUAUAGCUGGACAUCUAUGAAAUUAUCAUUGUACAUAAAAUAUAUAUUUAUUCGUGUAAAUAUUUAACAAAGAAUUCAAACAUAUUUGUCUGUAUAACAUAGUGAUAAGAUACCGUAGAAUAAGACUAAACCUGUAAAAACUUAAGUUCUGUAAAAACAGUCACGAGAUUUAUCCACAACUUACUGUAUUGUAUUGUAUUUAUAAUCUAUUUAUUGUAUUCGAGUACCUUACAGAAAGGUAUUUCAGUGUUAUUGUGGCAACAGAAGUACACCAAAGUAAGAAAUUUCACGUUAGAAUCUUUUGAUAGUUGGACUUUUUUUGCUAGGAUUGCAAGAAAUGUUGACUCCUGCUUUUAUCUGUGACCGUAUUUGUUGGAUCAGUCUGAAUCACAUGGCUGCAGCUGAAGUUACACAGAGGUCUAUGAGAAGUGGCUGAAGCCGCUGUAGCCAGUGGCUUCCCUAAGCACGCGCGUCAUUUCCAGCCGAAGCCAUAUUUUUCAGACGUAGCCUUCAUGUCCCGUGGCUGUUCGUGUUUAUUUUAUUUCACCAAACUGUGGAUUACAUGUCCAUGUGUAAUUUAUGCACCCACCUGUUUGGCUUGAAGGAAGCAGAGCUUGUCGAUUAAUCCUUGUUUCGUCAAUGCAUAAAAUAAAGUGAGGAAUGUGUAAUAUUCCGGG
This is a messenger RNA of Acanthaster planci (crown-of-thorns starfish), 4988 nucleotides long. Its product is annotated as neuromedin-B receptor-like. NCBI's taxonomy places the organism in Eukaryota, Metazoa, Echinodermata, Asteroidea, Valvatida, Acanthasteridae. Gene Ontology annotation, biological process: G protein-coupled receptor signaling pathway. Gene Ontology annotation, cellular component: plasma membrane. Gene Ontology annotation, molecular function: neuropeptide receptor activity. The record is from RefSeq and is a predicted model, not a curated record.